Coffea arabica (coffee) is the source of this 1008-nucleotide messenger RNA. RefSeq lists its product as uncharacterized. Gene Ontology annotation, molecular function: nucleic acid binding; RNA-DNA hybrid ribonuclease activity. Lineage: Eukaryota; Viridiplantae; Streptophyta; Magnoliopsida; Gentianales; Rubiaceae. The record is from RefSeq and is a predicted model, not a curated record.
AUGCACCACAAUAACCAAGGGGGAAGGGAGGAAGCUAGUACAAGCUGGAGCAACCACAGCCAAGGAAUCUGGAAGUAUCUGUGGAAGCUCAAAGUUAAACAUAAAGUCAAGAUCUUCCUAUGGAAAUGCCUUAGCCAAGCCCUGCCAGUGAGACAAUUAAUAGCGAGCAGGACAAAGCAGGGGGAUCCAAUCUGCAGAGGGUGCGGUGAAGAUAGUGAAACAAUUGAACAUGUUUUAUUCCAUUGCAGCUAUGCCACACAGGUCUGGAAGUUAGCUCCCAUCCAAUGGGAUCUAACUCUGGACCAUCAAAGUUGCUUCAAGAAGUGGUGGACCACUGUGACAGAAGCCAAAGCUAGAACAGAAGGAAAUGAUCACCUAUCUUUAACAGCCAACAUCCUCUGGCACAUAUGGAAAAGCAGAAAUGCAAGAGAAUUCGAUGAUAAGCAAAGGCAGCCAUGGAAAACGGUUCAGAAAGCUCAGGAAGAGUGGUUUGAAUUUAAGGAAGCUAAUGAAAUACCAUCAACACGGAGUACAGAAGAAACAAGAACUCGGCAGUCACAAGUGCAGCUACAAGAGCAAGGCCAUAAUACAGUGACACUGAGAUUAGCAAUACAGGAGCGAAAGGUCACUUCUCAACUCGGAAUUGGGAUCAUAUGCACUGGGAAUUUUCAACAUCAGGCUCAAGGGUGGGCGCUACAUGAGAGAAGUUCCGGGAAUCAUCUCAUUGAUGAAUUACAAGCUGUCAAAUUACUGCUUAGUAAAGCUACUGUAUACCAGUUUGAGAAUAUUCAGGUGCAGUUGGACAACAAGCGAGUCUUUCAUCUAAUUCAGAAUGCUAAAACGCUGGACAUGCGCGUCACAUCACUGCUAGAGGAUAUUCUCACUUUGAAGGCCUUGUUUCGAAUGUGCUCUUUUUGUCUAGUUGAUGGAGAUAAUAAUCAUUUAACUAAUAGGAUUAGCGCUUAUGCGUUGAAUAUCAUUCAAGAUGAGGAAUUUGUGAUUCCUUAG